AUGUCUUGGAAACUCACCAAGAAGCUCAAGGAAACCCAUUUGGGGCCCUUGAGCGCCUUCUCGCGAUCGCCGUCGACCUCGACAAUCACAGACAAGGAGAAGGACACCCAGCGAGCCAGUACAGAAGCCACGACGCCCACACAUGAAAGCGCCAUAGCUGCCUCCGAAGCCAUGACCCAGGCACCUGUCAUCAAGCCUCCGAAACCCGGUAUUCUCGUCGUUACAAUUCACGAAGGCCAAGGCUUUGCCCUACCCGACCAACAUCGCAAUGCCUUUGCCUCGCAGCACCAAGGCUCGCUGUCAUCAAGCCAUGCCGUUAGCGCGGCUGGCUCAGUACGGCCUGGCUCGUCACAGCGUGGACCCGGCUCCUACAUGAACACCUCCAACCGGCCCCAGUCGUCGGCUGGCGGGUUCAGCGGCAUUCCCACCAACCACGGGCGUAUUUCAGGGAAAUACAUGCCCUACGCGCUGCUUGAUUUCGACAAGGUGCAAGUCUUUGUCAACUCGGUAGACGGCACCCCGGAGAACCCUUUAUGGGCCGGAGGCAACACACAAUACAAGUUCGACGUGUCAAGAGUCACCGAGCUCGUGCUCCAUCUGUACAUGCGCAACCCGAGUGCGCCUCCUGGAUCCGGCCGUAGCCAGGACAUCUUCCUCGGUGUAGCGCGGGUCAACCCCCGAUUCGAGGAGCGCCAGGUCUACAGCGAGGAUUCGAAAACGAGCAAGAAGGACCGGGAGAAGGCGCUGGCUGAGUGGCAGCAACAAGGCGAAGGACAGAGCGGCGUGGAGUGGGUCGACGUCCAGUACGGCUCGGGCAAGAUCAAGAUUGGUGUCGAGUACGUCGAGAAUAGGGCUGGCAAGCUCAAGAUUGAAGACUUUGAGCUGCUCAAGGUCGUCGGCAAGGGCAGUUUCGGCAAGGUCAUGCAGGUCAGGAAAAAGGACACAAGCCGGAUCUACGCUCUGAAGACCAUCCGCAAGGCGCACAUCAUUUCGCGCUCCGAGGUGGCUCAUACGUUGGCGGAGCGUUCGGUCCUCGCACAGAUCAACAACCCCUUCAUCGUCCCUCUCAAGUUCAGCUUCCAGUCACCAGAGAAGCUGUACUUUGUCCUCGCUUUUGUCAACGGUGGCGAGCUUUUCCACCACCUUCAGAAGGAGCAUCGCUUUGACGUGAAUCGCUCACGAUUCUACACCGCAGAGCUCCUGUGCGCCCUGGAGUGUCUCCACGGAUUCAGCGUCAUCUACCGUGACUUGAAGCCUGAGAACAUCCUACUUGACUACCAGGGUCACAUCGCCCUGUGUGACUUUGGUCUUUGCAAACUGGACAUGAAGGAUGAAGACAGGACUAACACAUUCUGUGGUACUCCCGAGUACUUGGCCCCAGAACUCUUGAUGGGCAAGGGCUACAAGAAGACUGUGGAUUGGUGGACUCUGGGCGUCUUGCUAUACGAAAUGUUGACGGGAUUGCCGCCCUUCUACGACGAGAACACCAACGAGAUGUACCGCAAGAUCCUGUCGGAGCCUCUGCACUUUUCUGACGUGGUCCCACCGGCAGCUAAGGAUCUGCUCACCAAGCUUCUGAACAGAGAUCCCGACCAGCGCCUUGGUGCGAAUGGCUCCGCAGAGAUCAAGGCGCAUCCGUUCUUCCACGCCAUAGAUUGGCGAAAGCUGCUGCAGCGCAAGUAUGAGCCAACAUUCAAACCUAGCGUGGCGGAUGCGCUCGACACGGCCAACUUUGACCCCGUCUUCACAUCAGAAGCCCCACAAGAUUCAUACGUCGAUGGACCCAUGCUCUCACAGACCAUGCAGAAUCAGUUCCAGGGCUUCAGCUACAACAGACCCAUUGCUGGGCUCGGCGACGCCGGUGGCAGCGUCAAAGAUCCAUCCUUCGCGAGCAGCAUGCGGGACAACCGAUAG
Molecule: messenger RNA, 1914 nt
Organism: Emericellopsis atlantica
Lineage: Eukaryota; Fungi; Ascomycota; Sordariomycetes; Hypocreales; Bionectriaceae
Product: kinase-like domain-containing protein
Exons: 4
Coding region: 1-1914 (637 amino acids)
Biological process (GO): protein phosphorylation
Molecular function (GO): protein serine/threonine kinase activity; ATP binding
Source: RefSeq, a predicted model, not a curated record